AUGGGUCCCGGUCGGCGCAUGAAGAAGCAAGGCCCUCCGGCCACCCUUGAAGAACUUGGCCUUGGUUUGAAAAGAAAGUCGGGCAAUUCUACCGCCAAAGAGCCCGCCUCGAAGAAGCGCAGAAAGUCGACAGAGGAUCAAGAAACUCCGGUCAAGAAACUGGUCAAUUUGGACCGAGCCCUGAGACAGGAUAUCCCAGUAGCUCCUGCGGCACCGGUACAAGAGAAGAACAAGAAAAAGAAGAAGGCAAAGAUCCCAAACACCGAUGCCCAGAUCACCGUACCACCUCAAUUUGCCCUCGAUGAGGAAUUGGAGGCCGCAAGCGACGAUCCAGAUGAGGAUGUUGCAGGAAUACCGUUGGACGAGGCUUCGCUGUCAGAACUUGACGACGACGAGCUUGAGGGGGUACUAGAGGAUGAAGUUUCAGACGAUUCGGUCUUUGACUCGGACCCUGACGAUCAACCACGACGAAUGUUCUCCGACGACGACGAUGAAUCAGACGCCGAGGCCAAACUCACCGCAGCGAACAUCGAAGGGCUCUCAAGAAAACUUGACGCCCAACAAGCCGAAGUAGAGGAAGAGGCUCAACGAGAACUAGAGGAUGCGGCGAUGCAGACCAACAUAGCGAAGGACGAAGGCAUCCUUGACUCGGUCGCUGCCCCAGGCAUCGCCCCAGACUUGGCCAUCGUCAGAUCUCGAAUCACAGAAACAAUUCGUAUCUUGGGUGACUUCACAAAGCUCGCAGACUCAAGCAAGUCGCGGACCGAUUAUACUACACAACUCCUCGCCGACAUUUGCACCUAUUACGGCUAUACGCCCUACCUGGCCGAAAAGCUGUUCUCCUUGUUCACUCCCUCCGAGGCAUUUGCAUUUUUUGAAGCGAACGAAACACCCCGCCCCGUUGUGCUGAGAACCAACACACUACGGACAAACCGUCGUACCCUCGCUCAAGCUCUCAUCAACCGAGGAGUUGUUCUGGAGCCUGUCGGGAAAUGGUCCAAGGUGGGAUUACAAGUCUUCGAGGCACCAGUCCCUCUGGGAGCAACCCCCGAAUACCUAGCCGGCCACUACAUCUUACAAGCGGCAUCCUCCUUCCUCCCCGUCAUGGCGCUCGCCCCGCAGCCCAACGAACGCGUGCUAGAUAUGGCCGCCGCGCCCGGCGGCAAGACCACCUACAUAUCGGCACUGAUGCGCAACACCGGUGCCGUGUUCGCCAACGACGCGAACCGCCAGCGCGCCAAAGGUCUCAUCGGCAACAUCCACCGGCUCGGCUGCAAAAACACCAUCGUCUGCCACUACGAUGCACAGAAAGCCUUCCCCAAGAUCCUCGGCGGCUUUGACCGUGUCCUCCUCGAUGCGCCUUGCUCGGGCACGGGAGUCAUCGGCAAAGAUCCCAGCGUCAAGACCUCCAAGACGGAGCGUGACUUCCUCGCCCUACCGCACAUGCAGAAACAGCUGCUGCUCGCAGCCAUUGACUCCACUGACCACAAUAGCAAAACCGGUGGGUACAUCGUGUACUCGACGUGUUCGGUGACGGUCGAGGAGAAUGAGGGUGUCGUGAAUUAUGUGCUACGGAAGCGGCCGAAUGUGAAGAUCGUUGAGACGGGCCUGGGAUCGUUCGGUACGCCGGGCUUCAAGAGCUACAUGAACAAGCGCUUUGCGGAGCGUAUGGAGCUGACAAGACGGUACUUCCCGCACCGCGAGAACGUCGACGGGUUCUUCGUGUGUAAACUGAAGAAGACAGGCCCACUACCGAAGGAGGCGGUCGGUGACAAGGCGAAUGGCACGGUGGGGGCUUCUCAGGUCGAUGCCAUACCGGUGAAUGGCGAGAAGAGUGCGAGUGUUUCGAUUGGCAAAGGGAGUGGUGAGGAGGCAGAGGAUGAUUUUGGAGGGUUUGAUGAUGAGCAGGAUAUGGAGAUCAUUCAGCGUGCCGAGAAGAAGUGGCGGAAGGCGAGAGGGCUGGAUCCUCGCGCGACUGGUGAGGGUGAGGCCCAUGGGAAGAAGGAGUUGAAGGCCAGCAAGGCUGCCAAGAAGGCGAAGAAGAUCAAUGGAACCGAGAGCAAGUCGAAGUCUGCGUCUGGAAAGGCGGAGAAAUCGAAGAAGAAAUGA
This is a messenger RNA of Exophiala bonariae, 2109 nucleotides long. RefSeq lists its product as uncharacterized. NCBI's taxonomy places the organism in Eukaryota, Fungi, Ascomycota, Eurotiomycetes, Chaetothyriales, Herpotrichiellaceae. The record is from RefSeq and is a predicted model, not a curated record. Gene Ontology annotation, biological process: rRNA base methylation; maturation of LSU-rRNA. The coding region runs from base 1 to 2109 and encodes 702 amino acids. Gene Ontology annotation, molecular function: RNA binding; rRNA (cytosine-C5-)-methyltransferase activity. Gene Ontology annotation, cellular component: nucleolus. The transcript has a single exon.